AUGCUAGGAUAUCCAAUUGUUUUUCGAUGUUGUGAGUGUACAGUAGAAGAGCGUGAGUGAUUUUCAGUCUAAAAUCUGGAAAAAAUCAAUAAAUCAUUUUCAGCGAACCUGGAAAACUUGGAAAGUCACAUUUGGAGUCGUCACUUCAGGAAAUUCCCCUACAAUUGUUCGAUUUGCGAUUUUCCGGCGAUAAAUUCAUCAAGUCUACAGGAUCAUUUCAGUCACCUUCAUCCCGAAGUCGAAUUUGUGGAUUUCAAGCGAAAUUUGGAGGACGAGAAGCGAUUGCGGCAAAUGGUUGCGGAAAGCAUUGCGGUACUCGUCGAGACGCAAGACAACACGUGUACAAGUGCGGCGUCGAGUGGCGCGCAAACUGUCGGCGAGCCGCGCGUCUUCCGCACCGCAAGGAAAGCGUUGCCACAAGCGGUGUUUGUGGAGGAGGUGGCGACGAAUUCGGAUGAAGAUGAUUUCGGGCUGCUGGAAGAUGAUGAAAAUGUGGAUUUGGAUGAGGAUUGUGAAGAGGAAGAGGUUGUUGGAGGAUAUGUGGAUAAUAUGGGAAAUGCCAUAUUUAUGGGUGGGAAUUUUAUGGAGGAAGAAGAGGAGGAGGAAGAUGAAGAUGAACAAAUUGGCACCGGAAAUAGUUUUGUGAGUACUUAUUUUCAAGUAAAAUCUUAAAAAUCGCAAUUUUUAAUCAGAAAUUCGUGAAAAAACGCUAUUUCUGAAAAAAAUAAUAGAAAUUUUGCAAUAGAAAUCUCGACAAAAAUGAAGAUUUUCAAGUUUUUGAAUAAAAAUCCUUCAAAAUUGAUGGAAAACAGCAAGUUUUUCUUGAAAUUCUGUCAAAAAUCCCAAAUUUUUCAGCAUCUCAAGCUUCUGCGACAGCGGCGCCUCGAAAAAACAAUAAAUGACGUGGCAAGCGAGGGAGCCAUGUCGAUUCCAUCAACUUCGAGAACAAUUAUGCAGAGUAGUACGGUAAGUCCAGGCCUAAACUUGGGCCUAAAUUUAGGCCCAAGCCUUAUUCGGUCUCAAAAAAUUCGCAUUCUUCUCCAGGAACCUCAAGGCUCUCAAACAUCUCCCAACAAGCAAUCAGCGCCUGGAAAAUCCUCAAAAUCCGCGCGUCUUCAAUGCGAAAUGUGCGGAAAGAACUUCAAAUUCGCCUCAAAACUCAACGAACAUCGACGAAGUCAUUUAGGAGAACGACCGUUCAAAUGCGAUUUUUGUCCCGCCGAAUUUACGCAGAAAGGUGCGCUCAAUGUGCAUUCGCGGCUUCAUACCGGCGAAAGACCGUAUAUGUGUCAGUGGGAGUGCGGAAGAUCGUUUGUCUCGUCGUCCGCGCGGAAAUUGCAUGAAAAAACGCAUAGGUAUGGGAGAAUUCGCUGUAUUUUGGUAUUAAAUGUGCUCUAUUGAGAAUUUUCGGUACCAAAAUUUGAAUUUGAAGCAAAAUUUAAAAAUUACAAAAAAAAACUAGAAUAAAUUUGAAGAAUUCUGAUUAAAAAAUCAAAAAUUUAUGCAAAAACCCGAUUUUUUGAUAGCAAACAUGAAAAUGCGCUCUGAUGAGAAUUUUGGCGCGAAAUCUAGAAAAUUUGAAUUCACAAGUCCCGCCUUUUUCUGCAACCCUGGCACGAUUUUUUUGCGCGUGCAAAUAACUACUUUUGGACACCAAUCAAGCAAAUACGCUCUAAGUAGAAUUUCGGCGCGAAAUAGUGAAAUUUUGAAUUUUUAACGACAAUUUUAAGCUCCGCCCCUUUUUGCAAUCCUGGCACAGUUUUUUUCUGGUGGGAAAUUCAAAUUUUAAGAAAAAUUUGAGCAAGCUCCGCCCUUUUUUGCAACCCUGGCACAGUUUUUUUUAAGAAAAACAACGUGCAAAAAUGCCACGUCAUAGCUCAAAAAAUUAUCGAUGUUUUUUGGUAUUAAAUAUGAAAAUGUGCUCUAUUGAGAAUUUUUUGGUACCAAAAUUUGAAUUUGACGCGAAAUUUUAAAAUUACAACAAAAAACUCGAAUAAAUUUAAAGAAUUCUGAUUAAAAAAUCAAAAAUUUAUGCAAAAAUCCGAUUUUUUGAUACCAAACAUGAAAAUGCGCUCUGAUGAGAAUUUUGGCGCAAAAUCUAGAAAAUUUGAAUUUUCCAAGAUAUUCACAAGUCCCGCCUUUUUCUGCAACCCUGGCACGGUUUUUGCGCGUGCAAAUAACUACUUUUGCACACCAAUCAAGCAAAUACGCUCUAAGGAGAAUUUCGGCGCGAAAUACAGAAUUUUUGAAUUUUAACGAAAAUUUUAAGCUCCGCCCCUUUUUGCAACCCUGACACGGUUUUUUGGGCGGGAAAUUCAAAUUUUGAGAAAAACUUGAGCAAGCUUCGCCCUUUUUUGCAACCCUGGCACAGUUUUUUUAAAAAAGAAAAACAACGUGCAAAAAUGCCACGUCAUAGUUCAAAAAAAUAUCGAUGUUUUUUGCAGUGGAGAACGCUCAUUCGCCUGUACAAUUUGCAUGAAAACAUUCACCAAAAAUUCGCACUGCUUACGUCAUUUCAGGGUGAGUUUUGCGUCAUUUUUGGCGCGAAAAUUUGAAAAUUUCAAAACAUUUUUGAUUGCAGAACAUCCAUGGCCGAGUUUUGGCGGUGGCGGCCGAGAAUUCCUACGAGAUUGCAAAUUCGGCCGCCGGCGGAACUUUGGAGAUCACUAUGAAUGUGAUGAGCAAUGAGGAUGUUGUGCUGGGCGAUGAGAAAUAUCGAUGUUUGGUGAAUGAUGUGAUUGGUGAGGGUUUUUUUGACGCGAAAAUUUGAAUUUUUAAAUUUCGCGCCAAAUUUUAAUCCUAUGAUUCAUUUCCUCAAUUUUCGCCCUCUCAUUAAAAUCCCGUAAGGUGAAAUUUAUUUAGAAAUGUUCAUUUCUCCCGGUCAUGUGAAAUUCUGAUAAAUAUAUAUUUAUCAAAAAUGCUUCAUUUCUUACCUACACGUGUGGUGUAGGCGGGGAAAGCUCUGCCUUCCAAUCAGGCAACCCUCCUUCUUUUGUGGGUUCGAGCCCCACUCGGGAAAAAUUUUUCCCUAUAUCGAGUAAUGCAGAUUUUCGGAAAUUUUGUUCCUUUCUCUCCAAAAUUGCGAAAAUUCGACAUUCCAACGCGGCAAAAAAAGAAAAAAGAAGAUGGAAUAAGAAGGGCUCAAAAAUAAAGAGAAAAUCGAGAAAAUAUCCUGCGUGACCCAUGAACGAAAAAGCCUGAUUCUUCAGAUGCUAUUGGCAUUGUUCAAGAAUUCCUAAUUCCUAACGGGUCAAGAAUAUUAUUUAAGUCUUCAAUACGAAAAAAAAAAUAUUAAAUAAGUUUUUUUUUUUGAAAAAUUUAUUGAUGACGUCAUCCAUGGCAAAAUUAGGAAGCCUUCCUAAUUUUGCCACGAAUCAUUUUUUGAUCAAAAAUUUCAAGAUUUUUCAUGAAUUCAAUUGUAAUUCGUGUGAUUUACCUCUUACGAGUAAAUUUAAUUCAAAAAAAUAAUUAAAUAAGUUUUUUUCGAAAAAUUUAUUGAUGACGUCAUCCAUGGCAAAAUUAGGAAGCCUUCCUAAUUUUGCCACGAAUCAUUUUUUGAUCAAAAAUUUCAAGAUUUUUCAUGAAUUCAAUUGUAAUUCGUAUGAUUUACCUCUUACGAGUAAAUUUAAUUCAAAAAAAUAAUUAAAUAAGUUUUUUUUCGAAAAAUUUAUUGAUGACUUCAUCCAUGGCAAAAUUAGGAAGCCUUCCUAAUUUUGCCACGAAUCAUUUUUUGAUCAAAAAUUUUAAAAUUUUUCAUGAAUUCAAUUGUAAUUCGUGUGCUUUAUAAUUUUUUGAAUCAACCGAAAAAAAUCGGCCCGAGUUUUUUCAAAAAAAUCGGCCCGAGUUUUUCCAAAAAAAAAUCGACCCGAGUUUUUUUUUAAGUGAAAACAAAUCGGCCCGAGUUUUUUUUUAAAAAAUCGGCCCGAGUUUUUCCAAAAAAAAAUCGGCCCGAGUUUUUCCAAAAAAAAAUCGACCCGAGUUUUUUUUUAAGUGAAAACAAAUCGGCCCGAGUUUUUCCAAAAAAAUCGGCCCGAGUUUUUCCAAAAAAAUCGACCCGAGUUUUUUUUUAAGUGAAAACAAAUCGGCCCGAGUUUUGUUUGACAAAAAUACCCGCCCAAAUGAAAAUUUCGAUUUGAGCGGGUAGCUGACAAAAAUUGAAGUUUUUAUUUUCGUGUAUACAGUCAACAAAAAAGUAACAGAUUUGGAAUAAUCCAAAAAUGUAAACAUGAAAUCGAUGAGUUGCGACCUAAAUGACACUUCCUCUCAGGCUUAGGCUUAGUAAACAACUCAGAACCAACUUUGAAGCUAAAAAAAAUUGAAAGAAAAUUUUUAACACUGUUAAAAAAACGAGAAAAUUUAGAAUUUCAUCCAGAAAUGAAAUUAUUGUCUCCAAACCGAAAUUUCUGUUUGGAGACGGUAAUGUCUAUAAUUAUGCAAAUAAAAAAAGAGAUUCAAUUAUGUUUUAUGAAAAAUAGUUUGAUGACUUUAUCCAUGGCAAAAUUAGGAAGCCUUCCUGAUUUUGCCACGAAUCAUUUUUUGAUCAAAAAACUUGAAAUUUUUCAUGAAUUUGUUUUCCACAGAAAAUUGAAAAUAAUCACAGAAAAAAGUGAAACUGAAAAAAAUGAGAAGACUGUUACGCCUGGGGGCUAACAGCCCCUAGUCCCCGAUUUUUUUUUUGAAAAAAAAAAAUGAAAUCCAGGUAGAAAAAGUUCAAGAACUAAUUUUCGGAGCGAAAAUUGUACAUUUCAAAAAUUCGAAAUUUUUUUUCAGAUUCUGUACGCGGCGAAAAAUACAUUCGAAAUUGUGAAGAAGAAGUAGUAGAACUUGAAGAGGAAUAA
This is a messenger RNA of Caenorhabditis angaria, 4838 nucleotides long. The record is from the annotation of a GenBank genome assembly. NCBI's taxonomy places the organism in Eukaryota, Metazoa, Nematoda, Chromadorea, Rhabditida, Rhabditidae.